Messenger RNA from Solanum dulcamara, 2160 nucleotides. Its product is annotated as protein GRAVITROPIC IN THE LIGHT 1. The transcript has a single exon. NCBI's taxonomy places the organism in Eukaryota, Viridiplantae, Streptophyta, Magnoliopsida, Solanales, Solanaceae. The record is from RefSeq and is a predicted model, not a curated record. Bases 181 to 1551 code for a protein of 456 amino acids. Gene Ontology annotation, biological process: negative gravitropism; response to red or far red light.
UCAACCUUGAGUCAAACAAAAGGGGCUCUGUUUUUCCCUCCUUAUCCCUCUGCUUAUUUCCUCCUUACAACACUUUUUCAGUACACCCUUUUCCUUUCUUUCUUCAGUUCACACUUCCAAGACUCCAUCUUUCAUGUCCUAAAAUCACUUAUUUUGCCCACUCUUUUUCAGCAAAUCAAAAUGGACUCUGUGAGACCAGCUCCAGCUCCUAGUAAAAGCAGGCUAGCUAAGACAUUUCAGAGAGUAAUCCAUAGGAAAAACUCCUCAAAACCUUUUUCCAACAAUGGGUUUUGCCUACUCAUACCUCAAGAAAAGCUUAGGUGUUGUGAGUCACAGCACUUUGACAAAGAAGAAAUUGAAGAGUGUAAAGAGCAUACCAAGAAUAGAGCUGUUAUGGAGGCUUUUGUUGCUAAGCUUUUUGCUACCGUUUCCUCUGUUAAAGCUGCUUAUGCUGAGCUUCAGUUGGCUCAGUUCCCUUAUGAUAGUGAAGCUAUUCAAGUUGCAGAUCAAGCUGUGGUGGAUGAACUCAAAGCUUUAUCUGAGCUCAAACACAGUUAUCUCAAAAACCAAAUUGAUUCUUCACCACCCCAUGUAACUUUAAUGCUUGCUGAGAUUCAAGAACAGCAAUCUGUCAUGAAAACGUAUGAAAUCACCAUGAAGAAAAUGCAGGGAGAAAUUGAAUCCAAAGGGUACAACAUAUCUUCUCUACAAAAGGAGCUACAAGAAACCAUUCACAACAACAAAUCACUCGAAAGAAAGCUCAAUGCCAGUGGAUCAUUCUCCAUUCUUGAUAAUGUCAAAUUUUCAGAUGUAAAUCCUAAAGAUUUCAUCAUGGUUUUGCACUAUGCCUUGAGAUCUAUUCGCAAUUUUGUCAAGUUCUUGAUUCGGGAAAUGGAGUCUGCAAAUUGGGAUAUAGAUGCUGCUACGAAAUCUAUCCAAAUUGGUGUCAUUUUCCAGAAGAGCAAUCACAGGGCUUUUUCUUUUGAAUCUUUUGUUUGCAGGGAGAUUUUCAGUGGGUUUAACGAGCCUACGUUUUCUGUUCAGAAUGACGAUUCUUUAUUUUCCGGUGUGACGCAACGCCGGAAUUUCUUCUUCGAUCAGUUCAAGAAGUUAAAAUCUGUGAAUGUUGCUCCUUUUCUCAAGCAGAACCCUUCUUCUCUGUUUGGGAAAUUCUUGAAGGCCAAAUAUCUUCAUUUGGUUCAUCCAAAAAUGGAGUUUUCCUUCUCCGGGAACUUGAACCAGAGGAAACUUGUGAACUCCGGCGAGUUCCCGGAAACAGAAUUCUUCAAGGUUUUUAGUGAGAUGGGGAGGCGCGUGUGGCUUUUGCAUUGCUUAGCAUUCUCUUUUGAUCAACAAGUUAGCAUUUUUCAAGUUCGGAAGAACUCUAGAUUCUCUGAGGUCUACAUGGAAAGCGUCACAGACGAGAUUUUCUCCGUCGCCGGCGGCGAGUUCAAGGUGGCGUUCACGGUGGUACCAGGGUUUAAAGUCGGUCAAACGGUAGUUCAAAGUCAGGUAUAUUUAUCUCCGAUCACUCCUCCGGCCAAGCACUAAUGAUAAAAUAUUAGCUGAAAACUCCCCACUCGCUCUAAUCACCACGCGCCACCUCAAGUGGUGGAUCUCCCUUCCUCCCACAGCGUGUAAAUGGUUGGAUCAGCUACCAAACUUCCUUUCAAUAAAAAUGAGUUGAUCAAACAAUUUACACAGCACAGACAUACAUACCUAUUGCCAAUGAGGGAGGCGCGUGAGGUUGACGCGGUACGGAUUAUCUAUUGGAAAGUGAUGGGCCUUGGUCCCAAAGUAUAAGUGGGCUUUUGGGCCCACGUAGUGAAAGUGGUUCAGGGCUUUUUGAAAUUGUGAACUGGAUCGUUUGGAGUAUAGUGCAGAAAGAUUGGGCGGUGAGACAAAAGGCAAAGUAGGCUCAGUCAGUUUGUGGGCCCAACUAGUAUACGUCUUUGUUUCUUUGGUAUAUCAAAAGUAGAAAGGGGCAUGGUGGGACCCUUCUUUUCUGCAUUACAAAAUAGCUAAAAUGUUGUUUAUUCCUCCUAUUGUACGUUAAAGAAUGACAGACAUAUGCCUGCAACUUGCAUAUGACAUUAUAAUGUGUAUAAAAAAAUUAGCUAAAGUAGUACUAUUUAAUAUAUAAAAUGAAUAUUAGUAUUA